AAGCUAGCGAGCAAACCAGAGAGACGAGAGAGGGACCAGGAGAAAGACCCAGAGAAAGAGAAGAGGAAGCCGAGCUCCCUGAGGACUCAACCUCCAACUUGUUUCAAUUCAUUCAUUCUUGUCUUCUCUCCGCUUCGGGGAAGUGAUUGUGGCGCUUGGUCUCUCCAAGUUGGUGCCUAAGAAGAUGAUAGUUACACAAAUGAGUCACUUCUACACAAGCAGCCUUGGGCUUCUUUUCCUGAUUAAUACUUUUCCUGGAACAACUGGCCAAGGGGAAUCAAGACGACAAGAACCUGGGGACUUUGUGAAGCAGGAUAUUGGCGGGCUCUCUCCUAAGCACGCCCCAGAUAUUCCUGAUGACAGCACUGACAACAUCACUAUAUUUACCAGAAUCUUAGAUCGUCUUCUAGAUGGCUAUGACAACCGGCUGCGACCUGGUCUUGGAGAUGCAGUAACUGAAGUGAAGACUGACAUCUAUGUAACCAGUUUUGGCCCUGUGUCGGACACUGACAUGGAGUACACCAUUGAUGUAUUUUUUCGACAGACAUGGCAUGAUGAAAGACUUAAAUUUGAUGGACCCAUGAAAAUCCUUCCACUGAACAAUCUCCUGGCUAGUAAGAUCUGGACACCUGACACCUUCUUUCACAAUGGCAAGAAAUCAGUAGCCCAUAACAUGACCACACCUAACAAGCUGCUCAGACUGGUGGACAAUGGAACGCUCCUCUACACAAUGAGAUUAACAAUUCAUGCUGAGUGCCCCAUGCAUUUGGAAGAUUUUCCUAUGGAUGUACAUGCCUGCCCACUGAAGUUUGGAAGCUAUGCCUAUACAACAGCUGAAGUGGUUUAUUCGUGGACUCUUGGGAAGAACAAAUCUGUGGAAGUAGCACAGGAUGGCUCCCGCUUGAAUCAGUACGACCUGCUGGGCCAUGUUGUUGGGACAGAGAUAAUCCGGUCUAGUACAGGAUUUAGAGAUUUGGAAUUUGGUGUGGGGAAAGGCUAUUACAGUGAAAGGCAAUACCGAGGUGUCACCACUGUUCUCACCAUGACCACCUUGAGUAUCAGUGCCAGAAACUCCUUACCUAAAGUGGCAUACGCGACGGCCAUGGAUUGGUUCAUAGCCGUCUGUUAUGCCUUUGUAUUUUCUGCGCUGAUUGAAUUUGCCACUGUUAACUACUUCACCAAGCGGAGUUGGGCUUGGGAAGGCAAGAAGGUGCCAGAGGCCCUGGAGAUGAAGAAGAAAACACCAGCAGCCCCAACAAAGAAAACCAGCACCACCUUCAACAUCGUGGGAACCACCUAUCCCAUCAACCUGGCCAAGGACACUGAGUUCUCUACCAUCUCCAAGGGCGCUGCUCCCAGUGCCUCCUCAACCCCGACAAUUAUUGCUUCACCCAAGACCACCUACGUGCAGGACAUCCCAACUGAGACCAAGACCUACAACAGUGUCAGCAAGGUUGACAAAAUUUCCCGCAUCAUCUUUCCUGUGCUCUUUGCCAUUUUUAAUCUAGUCUAUUGGGCCACCUAUGUCAACAGGGAGUCAGCUAUCAAGGGCAUGAUCCGCAAACAAUAGAUAGUGGUGAUGCAGCAACCAGAGCAUUGUAUACCCUAGGAAGCAUCCAGGCACCCAAACCCCAGGGCUCCCCUUUCUGUGUUUCAGGAUUCUUCUUUUUAACUCUCUACCAAGCUGUGGCUCUCAAUUCAUAUUUAUGAGUCUCAAUGAAAAAAUAGUAACAGAAAAAUUACUUGCCCCUUUGACAUUGCUGAGUAUACCCUCAUCAGAGCCAAACACUGCCAUUUGUUCAGUUGCUCACCUUAGUCUGCCAGUCUCCCCCAGCUGAGGGCACUACAUGUAUUUUAUUGCACUCUGCCCACUGCAGAAAGAACAGGAGACUCUAUUACCUGUAGUGGGAGCCUUGGCUAUUUGAGUGGUCCAGAGCAAAGAAGAUUGUUGACUGGUCCAGAUCAUAUGAUUCUAACUCCUGAGGGAGCCAGUCUAUCCCAUGUGGUCCUGGUCUGCCACCUCCCUUGCCUACACCAUGGCCCACUAGGUAUAAGUACUGAUAGCAAAGGCAGGAGCCAGUGCUAACCUCUAAACAUGGCUCCAGCCUUUUUAUUGGCUUGGAGGUUAGUGGGGACAGUUGAGGCUUACCACUGUUAAUGAUAGAUAGCCAAAACAGAAUCAACUAGGCCAGCCUGGUCUAAAGAUGGCUGAUGCCCUGCCAGUUUCAGCCCCUCAGGAAAAUAGUACCCUCUUUGGUAUAUUUCUCCUUUGGGAAAUUUCUCUUAAGUUCUUUGACCCUCCCCCACCCCUUUGUAGCCAGCUGGACACUGCUUAUUUUGGACUCAUUACUGCCUGCAAACUCUUCAUGAAAAGGAUCAAGUAUUUUUGUAAUUUAUACUAAAAAGGGACAAACAGAAACAAAAAGAUCUAGAUCAAAUGCCUAUAUAUAUAUAUUUUUUAAUUAGAGAGGAAAGUCAUCUCCCUGCCAAGGCAACUAGUCAAAUAUUGGAUGGGGUAAGAGAUUUGGGCUGGGUGGUGGAAGCUUGAAGUCUGGCUCAAAAGAGAAAGCCACUGGCAGGUGAAAGUCAAAUUCUUCCUUCCAUGCCCUCCACACCCCAAAUGCUAACCCAGGCCUAAGAACUUUGCUCUCACCUUGUCAGCAAACUCUGGUUCUCUAUUGAUGCCAAUUCUUAGAGGGGUGAAUUGAAGUCUACUUGGUUUUUGAGUCAAGUAAAUUAUUAUUACCAGGUUGAUAAUAUAUUAUUUAGGGGCCAUUUGAUCUCAUUUGUUCUUAAUGUAUUAUAAUUGUAAAAUUUUUAUAAGGUAGAUACACUGAGUCUCAGAUGUUUGAAUGACUUGCCUAGGCUCCUUAUAUGUGUCUGUAAUAGAGAACUAUCAUGAGUCCCUUUCCAAAGGCCAAAAUGAAGACAAGACUGAGAAGCAAGGUACAUUUGACCUCUGAAUCAGCACAAUCUCAACAGUCCUACUGAGUCCUGAAUGCAGUUUAAUUGGACACCAAAAAGAUUUGUAGGAAGAAGUCACAAUGUAUCACCCAAGGAAACCACUUCUAAUAGUCAUGGCUCAAUGGAAUGAUAUUAAGAUGGUAGCCCCAGCCACUAGUCCAGAAUAUCCUAGAAGCCCAAAGUAAAGCCACAGAUGGCACCAAAAGCAGACUGUCCCUUCCCACUCCCUAAAUAAAGCUCCUAAGGGAUCUAACAGCCACUGGUUGCCUUUGCACCCAUCUUUCCC
Herpailurus yagouaroundi (jaguarundi) is the source of this 3250-nucleotide messenger RNA. It is a transcript of the gene GABRA3, whose product is annotated as gamma-aminobutyric acid type A receptor subunit alpha3. The record is from RefSeq and is a predicted model, not a curated record. Gene Ontology annotation, biological process: gamma-aminobutyric acid signaling pathway; monoatomic ion transmembrane transport; chloride transport. Bases 185 to 1570 code for a protein of 461 amino acids. The transcript has 10 exons. Gene Ontology annotation, cellular component: membrane. NCBI's taxonomy places the organism in Eukaryota, Metazoa, Chordata, Mammalia, Carnivora, Felidae. Gene Ontology annotation, molecular function: extracellular ligand-gated monoatomic ion channel activity; GABA-A receptor activity.